This is a messenger RNA of Aspergillus puulaauensis, 3033 nucleotides long. Its product is annotated as PX domain protein. Gene Ontology annotation, cellular component: intracellular membrane-bounded organelle. Gene Ontology annotation, molecular function: phosphatidylinositol binding. The transcript has 2 exons. Bases 1 to 3033 code for a protein of 1010 amino acids. The record is from RefSeq and is a predicted model, not a curated record. Lineage: Eukaryota; Fungi; Ascomycota; Eurotiomycetes; Eurotiales; Aspergillaceae.
AUGAACAUGGACGUUUCAAACGAUGCCUCGCACGAGUUCCAAUCUGAUCAAGCUCGACACGUCGAGCAACCCCCUUCCACUAACGCCAUGAAUUACGAUAUGGAUGACCGAUUGGUAAAAGCCAAGUCGAAUGGCUUGCAGAUGCAACAGCUGGCGGACUGGAUGCUACACUUUCUAUCAACAUGCGGCAACGAAUCGCUGCUUCUUGUUCUAGUUUGUCUUAUGGGAGCUACAUAUAUCAUCUUGGGUAGACUUGGGCUACUACUCAUUGGAGUAGCGCUUGGUAUUGCGUUACAUUCGUCGUGGGAGGGCGCAAGUAAUCGUCAUUCAUCAGAAACCCUAAGCUCCAACAGGAAGCAGCUUUCGUUGAACAUAGCCUUUAAACUCCUUGACUGGAAGAGCAAGCAGCACAUUGCAAUCGACCCGAAUGUUGACAAUGCUGGGGAGUAUACUACGGAAAGCAAGUUGGAUAUGGAUGUUAACUUAUCCACCUCCCUUGGUCCAGUGACGGCCACCGCGCUACAUUCAUUAAUCGAGGCGGCGGUGCGAGAUUACGUGAACUACUGGUAUGAGCCGAUUCUUCCGUCUGAAUCAACGUUCCCUGUUUCAUGCCGGAAGGUAUUGGCUGAUUUCGUCACCGCCAUUUCCUCCCAUCUCUACCGUAAACGAACGGCAGACACCUUCCUAGAAUUUCUUACUAAUUCGUCUUCUAUGGUUAUCGUAUUUCUAAAUGAGCUCUGCACGGCAUUUGAUGCAGCUGGUCCUACUAUCACAGCAGAAGAUGCUGUGCAGCGAUACCUAGAAUCGAACCCUGAGAGCAGUCUCUCGAGUCUUCUGGCCCACCAGCAACAAGGGGAAAAAAUUAAGACCAUGUCCGAUGAUAUCCUUUCCAGAUUCCUGGAUUCCGACGCAUACAACUGUAUCCCGGUUCGAAACUUCCUUCGGGAAGUUCUAAGCGGGAUUGUUCUUGAGUCGACGAUCUCUAAUAUGUCACGGCCUGAAUUUAUUAAUGGCUGGAUUACAUAUCUAUUUAGCGAAGGUGAAUCCGAGAUAAUGAGUGCAAUUGAUGCCGGCGUGGAGGGGGCUCGAUACCAUGGCGUAACAGGAGCCAAAGUUUCCGGGGAAAUCUCAGAAAAUCUUUCAAGGACUACGAAUGAUGUUGUUGCAGAACCGGUUUCUCCAUCGAGGAUCCCGGGUUCGAUGCUUAAUAAAGUAGAUCAAGCAACCGAGGAAGCCUUGCUAGAAGCCAAACGCCUGAGUGACAUGAUUGCAGCGCACAACAUGCCCUAUAAUACCGAACAGACAACGCACGACAACAUACAAGAUGCAGAUAAUUCAACGCAUAACAGCGGCACCCUUCCUAAUGCCGACGUUGAGAGCCUGGCGGGCGAACGACGGAGUAGCGAAGGGACUCCGCCAGAAUCCGAAUUGACCGAAGGGAUUCGGAAAGCACAAGAAGUCAGUUCCAGCGAAGUGAGCAGCUCAAUAGCCUCGCCGUCUGUACAAUCUCCAGGACUUCCAACGAGUUCCACCUCAGACAGUUUUGAUAUUCCACCAGCCUCAAUUCUUCAUCGCGCAUCUGUAACAGUUGACGAUAGUUUUGAUUCCGGAGAUACAGCGGUCCUACGAUCAAAACCUACGUCUGACUACUUAAUUCAAGUCGAGCCUUAUUCUGGACGUUCCAGUGGGUGGAUGAUAUUUAAGAAAUAUGCGGACUUUGAAUCUAUCCAUGAGACUUUGGGAACGAUAGCGAGAUUGAAUCAAUUGCGUUUUGGUGACACUCAUUCACUCAUACCAUCUUGGAAGGGACAAACGCGGCAAGCUCUUGCACGCGAUCUGGAACGAUAUCUGCACGACGCUCUUCGACUUGAGCCCCUUGCCGAGAGUGUGACUAUGAGACGAUUUUUCGAAAAGGAUGGACGGCUUGGUGCAGAUACCACAGGUUCGUCAGUGAAACCAGGCUUUGCUUUCCCAGGCCAGACUACGUUUGAAAAUGUUGGCAAAGGUGUCUUAGGCGUAUUAACAAACGCACCCAAGGGAGUCUCUGGUGGCAGCAAGGCUGUUCUGGAAGGCGUCACUGGUGUAUUCGGUGGAGGGGUCAACAAAAAGACACAAGUUGGCCCAGGUGUAGGCGGUGACAGUAGGGAAUGUCGCGACUCGCUUCAGAGAAGCGCACCACCUCUGGAGGGUGGUAUGUCAACCGGAAGGGGGGAUUUGAGGGUAAGCAACGACACAGUAAUCGGUGCGCUCCCACCUCAGCCGCAGCACUCGGGUGAUACAAGUGGCCUCAAGACAUCCAUCGAGAUCGCUCCUCUUACUGAGCCACUGAAUACUCUCGUAACAACCCGCACGUCUCAGGAAAAUGCCAUUGAUGGCCUUGGUGGUCGAGUCUCGCCCGCUGCUGCCUCGGUGCAUAAAAGCAGCCCGACCGCCAGUCCUGCCAGUCUCACAGAAGAGAAUAAUAAUAGCAGGGAUGCCGUACCCACGGAGACCAGGAAAUCCACAGAGAUAGUGGCCACGCAGAAAGGCCAGGGAAGCCGUAUAUCGGCAGAUGAAACGCGAAUGGCAGUGGAACUGAUAUUUGCCGUUAUAAAUGAAUUAUACUCACUAUCUUCAGCCUGGAACAUACGUCGAACAUUGUUGAACGCGGCAAAAUCUUAUAUACUUCGACCGGGAAACCCAAGUCUAGAAACUAUCCGCGGUUUACUGCAGGAAUCCAUGAUCGACAUUCAUACCACAGACGAGGCCGUCGGGAUGUAUCUAACUAAACUGCGUGAGAAUGCGCUGCCGACGGCUGAAGAAUUGAGCGCCUGGCCGCCGGCGAUGUCCAAUGCUGAAAGGGAGCGUCAGCGAGAGGCCGCUCGCCGAAUUCUUGUCCAAAAGGGACUUCCGCAAGCUAUAACGAGCGUCAUGGGAGCGGUAGCUAGCCGCGAAGCUCUUGGCAAAGUAUUCGAUAGUCUUCAGAUUGAAGUUGUCGCUAGAGGAUUUGUUUUUUCUAUCCUUCUACAGGCGCUAAGGGCUGUGGUUCUAUAG